Telopea speciosissima is the source of this 996-nucleotide messenger RNA. Its product is annotated as putative F-box protein At5g55150. The transcript is spliced from 3 exons. Lineage: Eukaryota; Viridiplantae; Streptophyta; Magnoliopsida; Proteales; Proteaceae. The record is from RefSeq and is a predicted model, not a curated record. Bases 1 to 996 code for a protein of 331 amino acids.
AUGUCCUUGCUUCUGUUUCAUGGCAUAGCAAAUAAAAAUAAUAAAGUUGAAACUUUUGGGAUGCUGUCUAUUUGUCACUACUCUAGUUGCACGAGACAAGGAAAGGGUAUAGGGAACUGGUUCGAACUUUGCAAUGACAUUCUAGGACUGAUUGUGGAUCAGUUUUCUGCAAUCGAAGACAUUGUUCAUUUUGGUGCGGUUUGCCGGCCAUGGCGAUCAGUUUCAGUCAAGAAGUUGCACUUCUCUACUAUUGUUGAUCCUUGGCUGAUGCUUGCAGAGAAGGAAGACAGUGACAAUCGUGGCUUCUACAGUCUCUCCACCAAAAAGGUUUACCACUUGAACUUGCCAGAAGCUCGCAGCAGGAAGUGUUGGUCCUCAUGCGGUUGGUUGAUUACUUUGGGGCUUGAUUUGGAAAUUCACUUAUUAAACCCCUUUUCUCGGGAUCAAAUUCGGCUUCCACCUCAACCAACACUCCCUGGUCAAUACCCUAGUAUAGUAGGUCCAGAAUUUGUCCGCCGGGUUUUUAUAUGGAAAGUGAUAUUGUCCUCAAGGCCAACUCGUGAUGAUGAUGAUGAAAAAUGCGUGGUUAUGGUGAUAUUUUCUGAAUUCAAAAAAUUAGCCUUCUUGAGAUUGGGAGAUGAAGUUUGGACUCCUUUAGACAGUCAUAGAGGUAUUACUGAUGUCGUCAACUUCAAUGGUCAAUUCUACGCCAUCACUCACCAAGGGAAACUGUUGAUUGUUGAUAUUUCCAGUCCUCAUCCAAAGACGAUUGAGUUUGCUGAACCAGCAGAGCGUAUAAACAUUUAUGCGAAAUUUUAUCUUGUGGAGUCAGUAGGAGAACUCUUUAUGGUUGAACAGGAUGUUUAUGAGGCCUGUGAACCUCCGACAAGCGACAAUCACAUUCAUGAAACAGAUGGUUUUGAUGUUUACAAGUUCAAUUUUGAUAACAAGAAGUGGCCAAGUCGUAUAGUUUAUGGUAGAUGCCAAGACAAAUAA